UUAAUACAAAAAAAUAUAACAGGGCUCAAACUUUCUUGUAUUUGUGUCUGUGCAGUCCUCCCACAACACUGUGUGAUAGAAGAAGAUCAUCUCUGGAACCAACAGAGGAACUUCAGAGUGGAACAGAAUGAUCCAGAACCCACGCAGAUUAAAGAGGAACCGGAGGAACCAGAACCUCUACAGAUUAAAGAGGAGCAAGAAGGGUUCUGCAUCAGUCAGGUUAAAGAGCAGCCUGAUCUAAAGCAGGAGAUGGAAACAUUGAUGGAAAUUAGAAGUUUGAAUAAAAAUGAGAACGAUGAAGCCUAUCUAAGCAAUCAACAGAGCUUCAAUGGAACUGAUACUCAGGAUGAAGAAGGAAACCAACAUCAAGAAUCAACAUCAACUCCAGAUGAAGAGACAGAGCCACAGAACAGAGAUCAGAGGAAGAGAAGAGACAGAAGUCAUGUCCAAAGUGUGGCCAGCUCUCACAUGUCAGAAGUCAAACCCCGGUAUUUGCUGACUGAGGAGGAUCUCUGCAACCAGCAGAGGAACUUCAGAGUGGACCAGGAGAAUCCAGAAUCUCCACAGAUUAAAGAAGAACUGAAGGAAACAAAACUUCUACAGAUUAAAAUAGAGCAAGAGGAACCAGAACCUCCACAUAUUGAAGAGGAACAAGAGUAUCCAGAAUCCCCACAGAUUGAAGAGGAGCAGGAGGAACCCCAAACUAUACAGAUUAAGGACACUUAUACCUUGAUGGAGAUUCCUACUUUUGAGGAACACGAGAACAGUGAAGCAGAUGGAAACACUCAGCAGAGCUUUAAUGGAACUGAUAGUCAGGAUGAAGAAGGAAACCAACAUGAAGAAUCAACAUCAACUCCAGAUGAAGAGACAGAGCCACAGAACAGAGAUCAGAGGAAGAAAAGAGACAGAAGUCAUGUCCAAAGUGUGGCCAGCUCUCACAUGUCAGAAAGUCAGUGUGGCUCUGAUGGUAGUAAAAAGUUCAAGAUGACAACUUUGGUGAAGAAAUGCAAACAAUCCCUAAAAGAAAAGAGACUUUGCUCUGCAGGGUCUGGUAAAAGAACAAGAAUUUCACAUGAUGUUUCUGUCCACAUGAGAACUAAGUCUGAUGAAAGACCUUAUGUCUGUAAAGAAUGUGACAAAAGUUUUAGUUAUGCAUAUAAACUUAAGAGACACAUGAUAAUUCACACAGGAGGAAAGCCUUUUAUGUGUAGAGAAUGUGAUAAUAGUUUUAGUCGAAAAUCUCAUCUCAAUAGACACAUGAGUAUUCAUACAGGAGAGAAGCCUUUUUUGUGUAAAGAAUGUGACCAAACUUUUAGGAUUGAAGACAGUCUCAAAAUACACAUAAGAAUUCAUACAGGAGAGAAGCCUUUUAUGUGUAGAGAAUGUGACAAUAGUUUUAAUGAUAGAUCUUCUCUCAAAUCACACAUUAGAACUCAUACAGGAGAGAAGCCUUUUUCGUGUAAAGAAUGUGAUAGAAGUUUUAGUAAUACUUCUCAUCUCAAAUCACACAUGAGAACUCAUUCAGGAAAUAAGCCUUUUACGUGUAAAGAAUGUGAUAGAAGUUUUAGUAAUACUUCUCAUCUCAAAUCCCACAUGAGAACGCAUACAGGAGAGAAGCCUUUCUCGUGUACAGAAUGUGAUAGAAGUUUUAGUCAAAUAUCAACUCUCAAAUCACACAUUAGAACUCAUACAGGAGAAAAGCCUUUUUCGUGUAAAGUAUGUGAUAGAAGUUUUAGUCAAAAAUCUGCUCUCAAAUCACACAUGAGAACUCAUACAGGAAAUAAGCCUUUUACGUGUAAAGAAUGUGAUAGAAGUUUUAGUAAUACUUCUCAUCUCAAAUCACACAUGAGAACGCAUACAGGAGAGAAGCCUUUCUCGUGUACAGAAUGUGAUAGAAGUUUUAGUCAAAAAUCUCAUCUCAAAAGACACAUGAGAAUUCAUAUAGGAGAGAAGCCUUUUUUAAAGCAAGGGAAACCCACAGGGGAGCCAUGAAGAAAAGACAAUAAUUAUUUUAAGGGCCAUGUAAAAUAAAAAUGUAAAAAGCGUAUUAUUAUGUUCAGUCCUCACUAUUAACAAUCCAAAAGCAGUAUUUCUGAUCCAUUCUCGCAUUUCUGAGUAAUCAUCUAAAAAUUUGUGCUUUGAGCACCAGUCCCUCCUAACCCACAAAAACGAGCAGGUUCUCACAAGCUGAAAUCACAAAGUAAGGACGGCCCCUUUCAGGAAGUGUCUCCACUGCUAGCACUGCCCCAGGAUAAACAUCUUCAAAAUUCUUUCAUUUUAGCAUUGAGUCUGAGAAGAAAUGGGUUCCUCUUUCACCUGAUCUGCAGAGACAGAUUAGAUCUAUAUGGAUAUAGUUUACUCUGAAAGGCUUAAGAAUAACAUGAUAAAGACCCUUAAAACGGUCUGUCAGUUGGUAAAAUGAAGUUAGUUUCUAAAACACUUCACUGCUGACCAAUGUUCCCUCUAAGCUGCGCACGUGCGCAAUUGCGCACUGCUCCCACGCCCGUUGCGCACAGCAAAUCUAUUCUGCGCACAAAAUAAAAUUUAUUCUAAACUUUAAAUAAAAUUAUCAUAUAGGCAGGGCUGUAAAACACAUUAAUCUGACAUGUGCUUGAUGCCGACAAUUUUUUUGACGCAUUGAUCGCGGAUGUUUCUCAUACGUGCCUUUCCAUACCGCGCGCGGGCGUCCCGCCCCUCUCUCAGCGGCUGCUCUCACUCGAUCACGGGCGGGUCUCCAACCACCGAGCUGCUAGCUAGAACCGGCCCGGCACUAGGACCUGGAGAGCUCCUGCACCCUAACCCGGCUCCGGCUCGCGUCCAGUACCAAGUUUGGUGGUACCGGCUUGUGUCCGGCGCCGCGUCCCGAGAGCUGAGGACCCCUGACGUUCCGAA
This is a messenger RNA of Oryzias melastigma (Indian medaka), 2892 nucleotides long. Its product is annotated as zinc finger protein OZF-like. Gene Ontology annotation, cellular component: nucleus. The record is from RefSeq and is a predicted model, not a curated record. NCBI's taxonomy places the organism in Eukaryota, Metazoa, Chordata, Actinopteri, Beloniformes, Adrianichthyidae. The coding region runs from base 250 to 1992 and encodes 580 amino acids. The transcript has 2 exons. Gene Ontology annotation, biological process: regulation of transcription by RNA polymerase II; central nervous system development. Gene Ontology annotation, molecular function: DNA-binding transcription factor activity, RNA polymerase II-specific; RNA polymerase II cis-regulatory region sequence-specific DNA binding.